Molecule: messenger RNA, 2244 nt
Organism: Chenopodium quinoa (quinoa)
Lineage: Eukaryota; Viridiplantae; Streptophyta; Magnoliopsida; Caryophyllales; Amaranthaceae
Product: xylulose kinase-like
Exons: 11
Coding region: 303-1976 (557 amino acids)
Biological process (GO): xylulose metabolic process; D-xylose metabolic process
Cellular component (GO): cytosol
Molecular function (GO): D-xylulokinase activity
Source: RefSeq, a predicted model, not a curated record
GAGAGGAUUAAAUAAAUAAAAAAAAAAAAAGCAAAAUUGGAGUGAGAUGAUUAGAUUUGAUUUUGAUUAUGUACAAACUUUAUCCAAAUUAUAUUCGUGAAUCGUGAUCAAGUACCAAUGCAUAUCCUAACUACGUAGUAUAUGGAUUUUAUCCAAAUCAGUUUACGAAUUUGUUGAUCGUACUUGUUCUUAUCCUCUUAAUUGAAAUCAUAUUUAUAGAAAUUAAACAUAGAAAUAUUAUUCUCCCAUUCAAAUUGAUUUUUCCAUUAAAUAGAGCUUCAACGAGAUCAAUUGGUUCUUCAAUGGCGGACUUUUCUCUUCCUCAAGACUCUUUCUUUCUGGGGUUUGACAGUUCUACUCAGUCUUUAAAAGCUACAGUAUUGGAUUCCAACUUUAAUACUGUUGCGGCUGAGCUUGUUCAUUUUGAUUCUGAAUUGCCUCAUUAUAAAACUAAGGAUGGAGUUUACCGUGAUCCUUCCGUAUAUGGCCGGAUUGUUUCGCCUACAUUAUUGUGGGUUGAAGCUCUUGAUAUAAUGCUUGACAAAUUGUUUAAAAAGAUUGAUUUUGGAAAGGUUGCUGCUGUGUCUGGAAGUGGGCAGCAGCAUGGUAGUGUGUAUUGGAAGAAUGGGAGUUUGUCGAUAUUGUCGUCUUUGGAUCCUAAGAAACAGUUGGUAGAACAAUUUGCAGAAGUUUUCUCCAUUAAGGAAUCGCCGAUAUGGAUGGAUAGUAGUACCACUGAACAAUGCAGGAAGAUUGAGGAGGCUGUAGGUGGGGCACAGGAAUUAUCAUCUCUCACAGGGUCUCGUGCCUAUGAAAGAUUUACUGGCCCUCAGAUUCGGAGGAUAUAUGAGACACAACCCGAAGUCUACAAUCAAACUGAAAGGAUAUCACUUGUGAGCUCGUUUAUGGCCUCGCUUCUUAUAGGAGGCUAUGCUAGCAUUGAUGAAACAGAUGGUGCUGGAAUGAAUUUAUUGGAUAUCAAGCAAAGAACAUGGUCUAAAAAGGCUUUAGAUGCUACUGCACCUUCAUUGGAGGAAAAGCUUGGAAAACCUGCUCCUGCAUACGCUGUUGCUGGUUUUAUUGCUUCAUAUUUUGUGGAGAGGUAUAAGUUCAGCAACAAUUGCUUGGUUAUUCAGUGGUCUGGAGAUAAUCCAAACAGCCUUGCAGGAUUGACGCUCAACACUCCUGGUGAUCUUGCGAUCAGUCUUGGGACAAGUGACACUGUAUUUGGGAUAACCGAUGAGCCACAACCUCGUUUAGAAGGUCAUGUUUUCCCAAAUCCUGUGGAUACAAAAGGUUUUAUGGUAAUGCUCUGCUACAAGAAUGGAUCACUUACUCGUGAAGAUAUCCGUAAUCAGUACGCAGAGAAGUCGUGGGAUGUUUUCAACAGAUUUAUGCAGCAAACACCUCCACUCAAUGAUGGAAAGCUAGGUUUCUACUACAAGGAGCAUGAAAUUCUUCCUCCCUUACCAGUUGGUUACCACCGGUAUAUCCUCAAAAAUUUCACUGGCGAUACUGUUGAUGAUAUGGUUGAACAUGAAGUAAAUGAGUUUGAUGCCCCUUCUGAGGUUCGAGCUCUGGUUGAGGGCCAGUUUCUCUCUAUGCGAGCUCAUGUUGAAAGAUUUGGCAUGCCUUUCCCUCCUAGACGGUUGAUAGCUACUGGUGGGGCAUCAGCCAAUGAUUGCAUUCUUGGCUCCUUAGCUUCUAUAUUUGGCUGUGGUAUUUACACUGUUGAAAGGCCAGAUUCAGCAUCAUUAGGCGCUGCACUCAGGGCUGCGCAUGGUUGGCUGUGCAAUGCAAAAGGUGGUUUUGUUCCAUUUGAAUCCAUGUACAAAGACAAGUUGGAAAAGACAUCAUUAAACUCCAAGCUCUCUGUCGAGGCUGGAGAUUCCACUUUGGUAUCGAAGUAUGCGAUUGUGAUGAAGAAGAGGAUGGAGAUAGAGAACCGCCUGGUUGAAAAGCUGGGUCGCUGGUAAACAAAGACUGAUGAACUGAAGAAAAUAGCAAGGCUUCAGUUCUGGAAUUAAAAGAAAGUAAAUUUUUUUCUCAAAUCCUAUUCUUUUGAUCUUUACUCAUUGUUAUGCCUCAAUUUAGACUUUAGUGCAGAAUAAAAGUUAAAUGUACAUAAAUCUUAAUGAAGAUGGAUGCGUGACUAUCAUUCCCCUCAAUUUGUACAGUUUAUCAUGUGUGAUAACUGUUGCUAAUAAAGUAGGUUUUCUUCAGUGAAGAGGAUCUCCUUAUAUU